Dermacentor andersoni is the source of this 2945-nucleotide messenger RNA. RefSeq lists its product as uncharacterized. NCBI's taxonomy places the organism in Eukaryota, Metazoa, Arthropoda, Arachnida, Ixodida, Ixodidae. The record is from RefSeq and is a predicted model, not a curated record.
CCAACGGACUUGUGUACCCUCAGGUUCCCGUGACGAACUUUCAAACAAUAGCUUCAAGAAGCAUGUGCUCCGACUGCUCAACAUCGUGCGUUUUACGCAACAACACCAUGGGGAUUUGCUUGAAAAGUUGUGCAACAUGUAUGUAAAGCAGCCUCUUGGUGGAACUGAUCCACUCAUCGAGUGCCCCUUCCGCAGCUUGGAAGAUUUUAUGGCUUUUGAUGAAAGCCUGGACAAAGAGAAGACUGCGAGUUUGGUUCGCGAGUUCACAGACCUUGGAGGGAGAAAUGCCAGUGCAGCUACAAAGCGUAUUCUUGCAUACACCCAUCAUGAUGACCUGGCCACACUUUUUUCGUGGGUUGGCCGAAAGGGGAAACUUAGUUUCUCUAGUCUGAAGACUACAGCUGCAAUUAUUGUUGCUGCAAGACGGAUGACAGAAGGCAGCACUAACGAUAUUGAAGACACCAUCAAAUCGUGGCUAAGGCAUGCUCCAGAAAGGGCCGGCAGCCAUAAGAAGCCAAGCGCUGAGGUCUGCCUGCCUCAAGAAUAAGUGGAGGCCAUUCCAUUGUAAAGCACUGCAGCUAUGACCUGAAGACUGCACAGGCAUCGGAGGCUGCUUGGUUGUGGGCGUGUGCAUCUGGUGGAACUUUGGGGAUCUGCUGGGCUACGCCAAGGCAUGUUUCGUGGACUAGAGGCAGCUACUCAGGGAUUUUUUUUUAACUUUGCACAGUGCAAUUGCAGAAUUUUUUUUUCAUGCAUUGGAAGGAUUCUGCCUGUCAUCUGCAUUGUCAAAUCACUUGCAAAGUCAUGCUCUUGCUAGGCUCCAUCAAUAUGGUUUUGUGCAGAAUUUGUGUGCGAGAACUUUUUAUUGUUCUUGUUUUUAAUGUCAUGGCAGUCUUCUGUGUUAGUGAAAUUGCUACCAUUGCAAAGCCAUGGUUUUCUGAAAAGCUGUUAUUCUGCUACUGUACAAAACUUGCGUGCGAAAUACUUACAUUAGACGCAAGAUCUUUUUUACCUCAAUAUUUCAGAGUAUUUCUGUUUGUUCUGUAUGUGCAUCUACAUGUCCACCCAUUGUUAGCAUAAACACACCAGUGCAUGGUUCGUGCACAAUGCAGUGCACAAGCGGCAAAAACCACAUGCAUGUGUGAAACGCUAAGGCAGUGUAUUCCGUGGGAUCAUUGCCCAGGUUUCUCUGCACAGAAGCGGUUGGCUUGCCAGGAAUAAAUUCGACUGUUUUGCAGUCUUGCUCAUCUGCCUGAGACCUAUGCUCGCAAGGAGGAUCCUGAAUCCUUUGCUUGUAUCUGUAGGCCACCGUCGUAAGUGGCACAUUCACUGUUGCAUAAAUGCCACGCUUACUGUAGCCCUGCUGUGAAGUGUCCACAAUCUGUCAUCUUUGCAUGGCUGUGAGAAUCCCAGCCAUUUCCUGUUUCUGAGCGCAAGGAAUGAAAAAACUGCGACGCAUGCCUUAGUGGCAAUUUAGAGGAACCCUCAAAAGACCAAAUAAAUAUGUUAGCUUUUUUAUCCUGCAAUUGCAGCUUGGACUGACCCCGACAUAUACGGGCAUCACUGAAGCAUGCUGUGCAUAAGUAUAGCAAACAAGCUGCUCCUGUUGCAUUAUGCUAGUGUCGUGUUCUAACGUGCUCUAUCUGUGAAAUGAACACAUACUGGCCUAUUGUGUGAUAACGUCACUGUGGUGUACUAUUGUGGAAACACAUGCUGGUGUGUUCAUGCUACCAGUGGGCUAACCCUUGGACCUUACUGGAAAUAGUAAAGGCCAGCCACUCAUUGCAAAAAAUGCUGGACAGGCCUUUCCCUCUUGUCUUUUUGUGUGCUUGAUGGGCUGAGAAUCGCCUCCAUUGCAAAGACAUGCUUUUGUAAGAUGCUAUUAUUUUUCCUUUGUCCAAAGCACUUUUUGUCACUGGAUCUUGAGGGUUUUUCUAACCUCUGCCUUUAUUAUGCAUGUUGCUGCCUCUGCAAAGCUACCCCUUCGUGAGACCAAUAUUGUGCCUGUGUAAAAUAACUUGUGAGAGCUUUUUACUUUAUAUAAUUUUUAUGUCAUGGAAGAUUCCUUUUAUAUUGCUGCUGCUGUAAAGCCAUACUUGUGGGACUAUUGUUGCGCAUAUGUAUAGACUUUUGUGCAAGAUACUUUUAGCAAGACAAAAUUUUUUUUUAAUGUUUUGGUCAUCUGUGUCCUAUACUAUGAGCAUCUUGCUUAUAAAAGCAAGGAUGCGCUUUAUUGAAGUGCUCUUAGUGUGUUUUAGUACAGAACUUUUGUGCAAGAUACUUUUAUGAUAUAUUUUGUAUUAUGGGAGGAUUCUAGUCACUUUCGUGCAUAUGUAAGUUGCUUCCAGUGAAGUGUCAUUGUUCUUUGUACAAAAGAACUUUUCUGUGAAGUCUGAUGGGUACGUCUACAGUUUUACAAGGUAGAAGUGCUACCACAGUCUAUAUGCAAGUUUAACAUCUAGUCAUUGAGCCAAUGAAACAGCCAGUUUGUUUUUGCAUCAUGUGCAUUGCUGUUGUUGCGAAGAUGCCAUUAUGUGCCUUUUUGCAAGAAAAUGUGUGCAUAGUCAUUGUGCCAGAUAUUUCUUGUUCUCUUGUACUGUUUGUUUAGUUAUAUUUGUGAUAUCACAGUUCAGGUACCAAUGCAGUCAGUUUAUUCUAGUCUUUUUCCUUUAUAAAGUGUAUGUACAUCACUGCAUUAAGUUGACAAUUAGAAUUUUUCUGUGUUAAGGUCACUUCAAGAAUCUUUAGUUCUCUUCUGUGCCCCUGUACUGAUCUUGUCAAUGUUAACAUAUACUCCUGCUGGCAUCUUUUGUGAUUUUCAAUUUCUUGUGGGUCCUUAUGGGCAUUUCUUUAAUGUGUUCAGGCACAGGUUAUGUUUUGCUGUGCCAAGCACACAGGCAUGUUCUUACAGUAUGCUUUUUAAAUAAAGAUCCAAUGUUUCUGCA